GAAAAAGGAGUUGCAGUUCUGUGCUACGAUAUACAUCAGGAGUUGUCAAAUCAAUCUGCUUCCGCUCGUGUAGUUACACUGGACCCAUGUACGCGCGUUUUAUUUAUUGUAUUAGGUCUCUCCCCGUUUACAGAGCGCUACCAGUCCGUUUACACAUCGCAGGACCAGCGUGGGUCCUCGCAAGCCGGCUUUCCGAGCGUUUAUACAUGAACAUGGAACGGGCUGUAGUCAGAUGCGUGCCCUCGGAGAGCAAACUGACCAUCUCAUUCGUGUUGGAUGGCAGUCAGAAGCACAUGCUAAGGGAUCAAGCGGAGCAGCUCGGCUGCGUCCUGGCCCGAAUCGCCAACAACGCCGCCAAGGGCCACGGCAAGGCGGGCAAGAUAAAAAGAAAUAAAGCGGAUCAGUGUCCGGCGCCCAAGCCCGUGGUCAGGCUGUCCUACAAUGGCGAGUUCGUGGCGGAGGACGCCGUGAAUGCGGACGCCUGGCAGGACGGCGCUGUCCUGCAUGUGGGGGACUGUAAGUACUCGGUAGAGAGGAAUCCCCCGACUCUCACCACCGCCGAGCUGCCAGCAUCCCUGCUAGCCGGUUUCCCCGUCUGCCCGAAACUCAGGAUCGAGUUCGGGGCCUUAGAUCGCUGCCUGUUCACGUGGUACAAGGAGCGGGUCCCCGACGCGGAAGGCGACGACUGCUGGGUAGAGGCCGGGGAUAAGCGAGUGUUCACGCCGUCUAACUCGGACAUCGGUUUGAGGCUGAAGAUGCGGUGCACACCUGGGGACGGGGCGAGGUUGGGGUCGCCCGUGGAGGUGACGACCGCGGCCGCCGUGGAGGCCGGACCGGGCGCAUGUACCUUCGACAACAGGCACAUGUACACGAAUAAACUCACGGUUGAGCCGGUCGUCAGGGUGGUGUCUUAUAAUAUUUUAGCGGAUGUGUACGCGCAGACAGAGUUCUCCAGGACGGUCUUGUACCCAUACUGCGCCCCCUACGCGCUGGGUAUAGAUUACCGGCAAAAUCUCACCAAGAAGGAGCUGUCAGGCUACAACGCCGACAUCCUCUGCCUCCAAGAAGUUGACAAGGGUGUGUUCAGUGACAGCCUGUCGCCGGCGCUCGAUGCCUUCGACCUGGAUGGCGUUUUCAAGAUCAAGGAGAGGCAGCAUGAAGGUCUGGCGACGUUUUUCCGGAGGUCCCGCUUUGCGGUGCUGGGCCGCCACGACAUCGCGCUGUGCGACGCGCUGAGCUCGGACCCGCUACACGCCGACUUGCUGGAGCGCAUCUCCGCUACCCCGGCGCUCCGGGAUAAGGUGUUGGAAAGGAGCACGGUGUUACAGGUAACUGUGCUGCAGUCUUCGAAAGACCUGUCUAGGAAACUCUGUGUGGCAAACACCCACUUGUACUGGCAUCCUAAAGGUGGACAUGUACGGCUGAUCCAGAUGUUAGUGGCACUGAAGCACCUGCAGUGGGUUAUUUCAGAGCUACACCCCGGGGCCACACUGCUCUUCGCAGGCGACUUCAACAGCGCCCCAUCCUCAGGUGUACUCCAGCUGGUCACCCAGGGCGAUGUGGCCGAGAGUCACGAGGACUGGGCCUCGGACGGCCUGGAGGAGCUCUGCUCCAUGGAUGCGUCCAGCCCCUUCCGGCUGGUGAGCGCGUGCGGGGAGCCAGCCUACACGAACUACGUGGGUGGCUUCCACGGCUGCCUGGACUACGUGCUGGUGGAGCCAAGUGCCCUGGAGGUGGAUCAGGUGAUCCCCAUGCCAUGUCACCAGGAGGUCACCACCCACCAGGCUCUGCCCAGCGUCUCACAUCCCUCUGACCACAUCGCCCUGGUCUGUGACCUCAUAUGGAAGUGAUAGGUGUGCAUUCUCCGACUUCUUGGAAAUGUAAAAUUUCCAUUGCUGCAGUAAGCAAAAUCCCCUUGCGGUUGUAUGCAUUGAAUCAGGAGUGUCCCAUAACCACAUCCACUCCACCGACCAUCUGGUCUGAGAGUGAGGUGUGAGUGCAGCCCUCCAGGUACUGUCCUGCUGAGGUCCACCUUGGCCUGAUCUGGUGGCAGACCCUGCCUGAAUCCUGGCCACAUCUGAGCUGGGUUGUUAAAUUGUGAUGUAACACACCCUUUAUAAAAAAAAAAAAUGCCAACUUAAAGGGCUUUCAAAGACCUUUUUGCAAAUGGGACUGGAUAUCUUUGAUUUGAUUUACAUACGCACAUGUUUUGACGUGAUUUAGAAACCAUAACUUUGAGGGAUACGUACAGUUCAAGGAAUUUGAUAUUUUAUGGAUAAACAUUAUGCUUGUUUAAAUUAUGCUAACGGUUAUUUCCGUCGCCCAGGAUGACAAUUUACUUCAUGAUGUUAGGACACUGAAUAUUUGUUCUUUCCAGCAUGCACCAAGCCCAAAGGCAGUUAACUAGCACUGAAACUGCUUUGACAAAACUGUGCUUAUGUUUGAGACUUAGAAAACUGAAAGCUGGUUUAUAAUUGGCACCUAUUUAUUCUGGUCGUCUGUAGUGGCUAUUAAACUUCAUGUAAACUAAAAUAUGGUUUUAUAUAGGUGGCAGAAAAUGCACAAGCGGGACUUUUGUGCUUUAGAAGUGUGGAAAUCAUUAUUUACUCCACUUUGUUUGGGUACAUUUGUAUACUUCAAAAAAAAAAUUCAGAGCAAGUGUCAAAUUAGAAUUAGUCCUGUUUUGUCUAGUAUUUUCUGAUAGUAUGAAGGGGAGGGGGGAGCACUAAAAUAUUAGUUGACCAUUUAAAGCAUAGUCAACUUGUUACAGAAUGGUGUGGAGUCGGGUGCCAUAGAGCCCCUGGCACUCCUACCCAAUAACAAUCCAUAUGAAGUUCUUGCCCAGUGUCAUGAUGCCAGCUGGGUGUAGCACAGCAUAUUUACCGUAAGCUAGUCACUCUACUCCAUUCAGGCACAGGAAACAGGAAGUCACUGGCUGCACAGUAAUGCAGGUAAAUCAAGAACCGGAAACAGGAAGUAACCGGCUCCACACAGGUACACCAAAUGCCGGAAACAGGAAGUCAAUUUUAUGUUGUUUUAUUAGGAAUUACAUUGGUAAAAUGGCAAAAAUGAAGAUGCUCAGAUUUGAAGUAGUUUACUUUUACAACAAAAAAAAGGGGGGGAAUGUUUCCCAUAGCUGAAAUUUUAUGAAGAUGCUGAUCUGGCUUAAAUCAGUUUAACAUAAAAAGUACAUAUAAAAAAUUGCAGCAGAACUUGGACUGGCCUAAUAAGUUAAAAUGUAUAUCCUUCCAGAAGUGUAAAUGAAAUCAGGGUAGUAAGCAACAGAAAAAUGACAGGAAAUCCUUAGCAGGGUCAGGGAAUGGAGGUGGGAUGCAUCUAAUCAGUUAUAACUAUCAGAGAACGCUUGCCUCUAUUUACACACAAAGCCAGAGUCCAGCAAUUUGGCCAGGAGGGACAGUGAUGCAGAAUGACAGGGCUACAUUUGGGGGCUACAUUUCUAUAAAACAAAGGUUUGUGUGUGGGGGGGGGGGGGGGGGG
Brienomyrus brachyistius is the source of this 3498-nucleotide messenger RNA. It is a transcript of the gene pde12, whose product is annotated as phosphodiesterase 12. Bases 87 to 1850 code for a protein of 587 amino acids. The record is from RefSeq and is a predicted model, not a curated record. Gene Ontology annotation, molecular function: 3'-5'-RNA exonuclease activity. Gene Ontology annotation, biological process: nuclear-transcribed mRNA catabolic process, deadenylation-dependent decay. The transcript has 3 exons. Gene Ontology annotation, cellular component: mitochondrion. Lineage: Eukaryota; Metazoa; Chordata; Actinopteri; Osteoglossiformes; Mormyridae.